AUUAUCGUUCAAACUCAACCAAAAUCCUCUGACCGUUAUGUUAUUCAAUGUUAUGGAGUAUCUCAAAAUCCAGAAACAAAAGAUUAUAUAUUUAUUAUGCCUUAUAUGCAACAUGGAAGUUUGCGCGAAUAUUUAUCCAAGAAUUUUAAUAGCAUUAGUUGGAUAGACUGGGGAGAAAGCGGAAUAUCGAAA
Messenger RNA from Acaulospora colombiana, 192 nucleotides. The record is from the annotation of a GenBank genome assembly. Lineage: Eukaryota; Fungi; Glomeromycota; Glomeromycetes; Diversisporales; Acaulosporaceae.